AUGCAUUGUGAGGGCGCCAACGGGACACAUCAACGUGUUCUGGUUCUGGAGGGAAGAGCGCCGCUGCGGAAAUUCCCCAGACGCGUCAUAGCAUCGCACGGGGCGACGCGAGGGUCCCGCAAUCACGGAUCCAAACACAGCAGCGGCGUGGGGCCCGAACACCGACCCGAAUUAAAACCACGCGAAUCCAUCCUCAGCGCAUCGCAGAGCCGGAAGCACCCGAGCCCGGGAGACCCGCGCGGGGGAAAUCGUCGAUCACGUGGGCCGAGGCCAAGAGCGACGCGUAGACGCCGUCUGCCGAGGGCGGGAUCGCGGCGUAGGUCGCGGAGCUCGCGCCGGACGCGACUGUGCGAUAGUGCCGCCUCUGCGCAUCCGCGCAAAGACCGUACGGGUAGCCCUCCCUCUCGACGCACCGCACGCCGCUGGGCGAGGCGCCCAGCUCGUGGUGGCGGGAGAGCACGGGGAGAUCGUGGUUUGGGCGGGCGAUGGGCGGGUCGUCUGGAGGAGGGUGUCUGCGGUUUUGGGUGUGGCCUUGCGUGGCCGACGUAG
Molecule: messenger RNA, 549 nt
Organism: Heterobasidion irregulare TC 32-1
Lineage: Eukaryota; Fungi; Basidiomycota; Agaricomycetes; Russulales; Bondarzewiaceae
Exons: 1
Coding region: 1-549 (182 amino acids)
Source: RefSeq, a predicted model, not a curated record